GAGUACAUCACUGGUUUCCACAUUAAUUACACAUGUAUUAAGAAAAUAUGUCUAACAAAAUAAAUGCAAUUGGUUUUAAAGAUCUCAGUGUAAGUGUCAAUAAAUGUAUGAAAUCACCAAAAAGUAUAUUAAAACAACUUAAUGGUUGCUUUGAUUUCGGGACAAUCACUGGACUAAUGGGAGCGUCGGGAUCGGGAAAGACAACACUAAUUAAAUGUUUGAAUGCAAGCACUAAGUAUGUAAUCACUGAUGACUCUCGAGUUUAUUGUAGUGAAAGUCAACCAAUAGUUAAGCGAUUCAUAAGUCAAGACCAAAACGAUCGGCUCAUUGAUGGACUCACAGUUGGAGAAGCACUCAGUUAUUCGUCAAAAGUUAAUAAUAGUAACUAUAAAGGUGUCAAACAUGAAGAAAAUAUAACACAACUGAUGACACAAUUGUUGAUCAAUGAUAUCAAUGACACGACAAUUGAGAAGUGCAGUGGAGGUCAACGCAAACGUAUAGCCAUUGCAUUACAGUUGACAUCAAUUGAAAAACCAAACUUACUGUUCAUGGAUGAGCCCACCACUGGUCUCGACUCUAAUGCAGCUUUUGAGCUAAUGAAAUGUUUGCAAAUUUUGUCGAAAACACAUAACAUUGCAAUUAUUGUUAGCAUACAUCAGCCAAACAAUGAUUUGUUUAAAAUGUUUGACAAUAUCUAUGUGUUGGCCAAAGGAGGACAUACUAUAUAUGAUGGAAGUCCUCAACAAAUGAAACAUUAUUUGACUGAUUGUGGGAUAGAUUUGAAUGAAAAUGAAGUUCCCAUUGAAGUGAUGCUUAAAAUAUCGUCUGAAGGCAUAAACUCGUCAAACGCUAUAAAACUAUUGGAAAAAGUCAAACAAAUCAAUGAAAACAAAAAUCUAGAUUUUUUCAAUCAUAUGAAACAAUUACCUAAUGGAUGCAUUCAAUCGACACACAAAUCAUUUAAUUUCAGUGACUUUUGGUAUAUAUUUGAACGAUCAUUGAAACUAACAUUUUGUAGACAAUCGACUAAAUUAUUAAAACAGUUGUUACUGUUUGCUUUGAUUAACAUAUUUUAUGGAUCGGUAUUUAAUGAACGUAUUAGUGAAGUGACCGGUUGUCUGAAUGAUGACACCAAUCAAACCUGUAUUGAAUGGCAAUCGGAUAAAUCAAUUCUUACACAAAGUCUAAACUAUAUAGAGUUUUCUCGAGUCAUAUCAUUUGCAAUACAUUUAGCUAUAAUGACAACAAGUUUUUCAUCGGAAUUCAUAAUAUUUAAUACAGAAUAUAAAAACAAUUGGUACGGUUCGGGUGUAUAUUUCUGGUCCCGAUUUAUAGUUGAUUGUCUGAUAACUGUAAUCUACUCGACAAUACAGAUGUCUAUAGUGUUAUAUUAUUAUCAACCGAUGAUAACUGUGAACAACUAUUUCUGGCUGUUGGCUGCGAUACUAUUGACACUGUUAUGUAAUCAGACUAUCGGCUCAAUGAUUGGCAUUAUAUUUAGUAAAAACAAUAUAAUAGCCUUUACGUUAUCAAUGUUUAUACUGAGCUUAUUUAUGACUUUUGACAGUUAUAUAAUAUCCUAUGACGAUAUGUCGUACUUAUAUCAAAUAAUCAGUGAUAUAUCAUAUUUUUCUUAUACAUUCAAAAUGACAUUAAUUGCAAUGUAUGGCUGGGAUCGCAAAUCAACUACUAUUUUAAAUAAUAUUAGUGGAAGUAUUGAAAGUCAGUCCUUAACUGCAAUUAUGGGACCGUCGGGUGCCGGCAAAACAACACUAUUAAAAUGCUUGACUGCAAACUAUGGCAAUCAUUUAUCAGAUAAUAGUUUUAUCGGACUUACUGUCAAACAGACACUACUUUAUGCGUCAAAACUAAAAAAUUCACGAAUUGUUGGACAGUUAGAUCACAAUAAAAUAGUCAACGAUUUAAUGUCGGAAUUUCUUAUCAGUGAUAUCGCCGAUAAUUGUGUCACCAAUUGUAGUGGUGGUGAACGCAAACGUAUAGUAAUAGCCAGUGAACUGACUUCACAAAUAAAACCAAAUCUUUUAAUUAUUGAUGAACCGACCUCUGGUUUGGACAGUAAUGCAGCGAUAAAUAUUAUACAUUGUUUGAGAUCGCUUUCCCGUAAUCAUUAUAUGACUAUCAUUGUUAGCAUACAUCAGCCAAACAACGAAUUAUUCAAUAUAUUUGACAACAUUUAUGUGUUGGCCAAAGGAGGACAUGCUAUAUACGAGGGAAGUCCUCAAAAUUUAAAACAAAUAAUGAUUGAGAAUAAUAUUGAUUUCAAGGAUAAUGAAGUACCGAUUGAAGUACUGUUGAAAAUUGCUUCCGAAGUUAACGACAACGAAAUUGUGCUAAAUUUAUCGGCAAAACACAAAUCCAAACAAAACACAUUAAAACAUAUUAUAAUCGAUGAAAAUUUGAAGACUAGUGAUCACACAAAUCAAUUCCUGACAAAACGUUUUUCAAUUAAAGAUUUAUAUACAUUAUUAAAACGAUUUAUGUGGUACUCAUAUAUAACAAACUGUAUGAUUUCGGUAGUCUUAUUGGUUGUAAUCAAACUGCUGACCAAAUCCGAGAUGAAGUACUAA
Messenger RNA from Oppia nitens, 2588 nucleotides. RefSeq names its product ATP-binding cassette sub-family G member 1-like. The coding region runs from base 48 to 2588 and encodes 846 amino acids. Gene Ontology annotation, molecular function: ATP binding; ABC-type transporter activity; ATP hydrolysis activity. The record is from RefSeq and is a predicted model, not a curated record. Gene Ontology annotation, cellular component: membrane. Lineage: Eukaryota; Metazoa; Arthropoda; Arachnida; Sarcoptiformes; Oppiidae. The transcript has 7 exons.